GGGUGCGACACGGAAGGGUUGCGGCUAGCUGCCAUGAUCUUCGUUCCUGGAACACGACCGUCGGCUAUCGUGACCCCUCGACUAUGCGGCACUUUAACCGCCACACGCAAUGUGCUGCGGCGGCAUUCAUGCUCUCUACUUCAGCCACAUUCCAAAUGACCUCCUCUCCUUGGAAGGCCCACUUCAAACCGCAUCGUUCGGCUUCUCCCCACUACGCGGCCGAUCAUGUCUGCCGCGUGGCAGGUGAUACGCCAGGCGCAAUGCAUCUCUAGCACCCCACGUCCGUCAUGACCUCAGCAGAAGCAGUGGAUGCUAUUAUAACUGCAGUCACGCUGUUUCCCUUAUGUUCCGGAAGUCGUUCUGGCAAGAGCUCUGCAUCUACGUGUGCCUCAUACUCAUAAUGUCUAUUGUUUAGUUCAUCGCACGGCCGCGACUCCACGGCUGCCGCUUUCUCUAUUGGAGCCCUUACAUCGAACACCAGCAGGCUUGGUGCAACGAUGUUUUCAGGAGAGAUACAGAUUGUCGAAAGGGCAAAGGUGCAUCGGAGACAGAACAAGGCGGUGUGCCCGGGUGGGAAUGGGACGACGAUAGGCACCUUUCAAGAUUUCACUGUUCUUUGCAACACCAAUCUCGGAGGAGAUGUCCUCGACAGACUAGACGCCUUCGACUUCAAGGCCUGCGUUGACCUCUGCUCUUCUUUCCACCCAAAAUGUGAAGCAGCCACUUUUCAUGACGCGAGCUCGCGUUGUGCCUUGAAGGCCAACCUACGGCCGGAAGAGCAGCGCCCUUCGCGGAGCAGUGACUCUGCAAUUGCAGAAUUUCCAGGCGCCACCUCGAAUUGCCUGACGCUGGGAGGAGCGCAGCAAACGCUGGGUACCAGCUUCACCACCAUGUGCGGCUUCAUCAUCGCCGGGAGCGAUUUGACCCAGAACUUCGCGCCUACCUUCCAGGACUGCUUGGGCCAAUGCGCAUCAACCUCGGGCUGCGCAGCAUUGUCCUUUGACCCGAGCCAGGACCUCGGAUUCAAAAACUGCUACCUCAAGACGGCUGUCGCGAAUUCCAGCGCCAUCGCAGCGGAUCAACGAACCGACUCCGCGAUCGUGGCGGCCGCUGCUCCCCAACCUCCGGGCAGUUCUUCUCAGGUCACGUCUUCGUCUGCAAGCCUGGUAGUACCACCCGCCCCUAUACUGCCUACAACGGACCCCGGAGUAUCGAUCCUGACGUCGCCAUCACUCCCACCGGCCAUAACGCCCGGCGCCGGUAGCGGGGCGGUAUUCUUCACUCCACCUGCCGGCAGCACAAUAACUGAGUCUGCUCGGCCAGCCACAUCGACCUCGACGUUCGUACCGGCACCCGACUCUUCGACCCUCGCAAUAUCCGGCUUGCCCACCACACCAUCUUCAUCGUUAGCCGCAGGCUCGUUCCCGUCCUUCUUUCCCGGCCCCAGCACAACGCCCGUGACCUCGGCGGAAUCGGCCCCGGGGGCGACCCUCCAAGAGCAAGGGGACAGUCCACCGUCCAUGGCAUGGGUUGCCGCCCCCGUUGUAGGCAGCGUAGCUGCUAUCGCACUGAUUGCGGUCUCCUUUGUCAUGGUCAGACGCCGGCGCCGUGGGAGCGGGAGCGAAAAAUCGUGUCCUUCAACUCGGUUCGCAGCGUGGCUGCCGGCUGCAUGGUCUUCGUCGCCUAGGAACGAGCGCGGGGCUAGCAACAGGCGGAAGACAGGCAUGGGCAACUUCUCAGAGGUGGAAUCCGGGCGGCGGAGUGUGGAUAUGAGAGGCAGCAUGAGGAGCAGUGUCGUUGGGUUCAUGACUGGGCGCCCGAUGGGCAUGGAGAGGUUGGAGGACAUUGAGGAGGGCGGGAGUACUGGUGAUGCUAUAGCCCAUAGGAAGGAAAGUGCGCCGGCUGCUGAGGGUGAUGGCGAAAGGGCGGAGUUGAGAAGCAGUCUCAAUGGAUUGAGGCAGAAUAGGUGGUCUUAGGGGAAUUCAUGUGGUUUAUUGGAGUUGGGGACCUGCGGCG
Chaetomium strumarium is the source of this 2016-nucleotide messenger RNA. RefSeq lists its product as uncharacterized. Bases 498 to 1976 code for a protein of 492 amino acids. NCBI's taxonomy places the organism in Eukaryota, Fungi, Ascomycota, Sordariomycetes, Sordariales, Chaetomiaceae. The transcript has a single exon. The record is from RefSeq and is a predicted model, not a curated record.